UCUCUAAACAAAUACACCAACUCCCCCACCUCUUUCUCUUUCCUCCUUUCUCUCAGACAUUUGUCCAUGGAGAAUAUCAUGAUCAGGAAUCAAACCAGAAUGCCUCCUUCAACACCAUCAGCACUGUCCAUUCACAAGGAUUCACAAACAAUAUCAAAGGCAAAGCCAAAGAUACGCAUAAUUCACAUAUUUGCACCAGAGAUCAUCAAGACCGACGUAGCAAACUUCAGAGAACUGGUGCAAAGGCUCACAGGGAAACCAGCUCAAGAAAAGGGUUGCAAAAAGAAAGCAAGAAUUGGCAGAAGAGAUCAUCAAGAGCCAAGGAUCACUAGUUUCUGUGACAAGCCAGUGGCAGCAGCUGUGGCCAAGAAAAUGGAGCUGAGAACUGGGUUUCUUGCUGGCUUGGAGACAAGGGAAAGGGUUAAGGAAGAAGAAGGUAUGUGGUAUGGUGAGAAUUCAGGUGGUUUCUUAAGUGGUUUUGGAGAUUUGGAUGGAUUCAUUCAAGAGCUUGGUGAAUUCCCUUUGCUUCCUUUGGAUGCUUCUCACAUGCAUGGAUUUGAAGAAGCUCAACUUGCUUAAAUUGAUUCUUUACUUGGGAUUUUUUUUCUCUCCUUUUAAUUUUAUUGAAUGUUUAAUCAUAUUGAAGAUGUUGUUUUUGGGUUGGGGGGGUUUUAGAUAUAGUUUUAACUGAAUUCUAUGCAUCUGUUUCUCUCUCUGAUCCCUCUCUCUAAUCAUAUUAUCUCUGAUGUAAAUAUAAGAGAUUAACUUGAUUUCAUGUGACUUUGAG
Molecule: messenger RNA, 787 nt
Organism: Theobroma umbraticum
Lineage: Eukaryota; Viridiplantae; Streptophyta; Magnoliopsida; Malvales; Malvaceae
Product: VQ motif-containing protein
Cellular component (GO): nucleus
Source: RefSeq, a predicted model, not a curated record